Molecule: messenger RNA, 1051 nt
Organism: Alexandromys fortis (reed vole)
Lineage: Eukaryota; Metazoa; Chordata; Mammalia; Rodentia; Cricetidae
Gene: Sult1b1
Product: sulfotransferase family 1B member 1
Exons: 7
Coding region: 93-989 (298 amino acids)
Biological process (GO): sulfation
Cellular component (GO): cytoplasm
Molecular function (GO): aryl sulfotransferase activity
Source: RefSeq, a predicted model, not a curated record
CAUUUGUUACACAGAUUCUGACUUUUAUUCAUUCUCCACGGGUUUACUGCUAUUAGGCAGCCUGCUCUGCAUCUGUACAACCUGCUACAAAAAUGGGUACUCCAGAAGUUCGGAGGAAAGAUAUGAAGAUGAUCAAUGGCUAUCCUAUGGUCUAUGCUUUUGCACUCAAUUGGGAAAGGAUGGAAGAGUUCCAGGGCAGACCAGAUGACAUUGUGAUAUCCACAUUCCCUAAAUCAGGUACUACUUGGAUUAGUGAAAUUGUUGACAUGGUUCUAAAUGAUGGAGAUAUUGAAAAAUGUAAGCGAGACGUCAUUACUACUAAAAUUCCAAUGCUGGAGCUGUAUGAACCUGGACAAAAUAUAUCAGGUAUUGAAUUCUUAAAGACAACUCCAUCGCCUCGGGUUAUAAAGACACAUCUACCAACUGAUCUACUCCCGAAAAGUCUCUGGGAGAACAAGUGCAAGAUGAUUUAUAUGGCUCGAAAUGCCAAGGAUGUUACUGUCUCGUACUAUCAUUUUGACUUAAUGAAUAAUCUACACCCUGUUCCUUGUACCUGGGAAGAAUAUGUGCUGAAAUUCCUAGAUGGAAAUGUGCCUUAUGGUUCAUGGUUCAAUCACGUUAAGACUUGGUGGGAAAAGAAGAAAGAUCAUCCGCUACUUUUCUUGUACUAUGAAGAUUUAAAACAGAACCCAAAGGAAGAAAUCAAAAAGGUUGCCAACUUUCUAGGCAAGACUUUGGAUGAGAAGACCUUGGACAAGAUUAUCCAUCACACCUCCUUUGAAAUGAUGAAGGACAACCCCAUGGUCAAUUAUACCCAUCUGCCCUCAUCAAUGAUGGAUCACAGCAAGUCCCCUUUCAUGAGAAAAGGUACUAUUGGUGACUGGAAAAAUUACUUCACAGUGGCCCAAAAUGAGAUAUUUGAUGCCGUCUAUGAGAAGGAAAUGUCUGGAACAACACUUAAGUUCUGCACAGAGAUCCAAAGUAAUUAAGCUGAAACUUGAAUAUAUGAUUUCUUAAAAUAGUAACUUGGCCGGGAAGUCAAAUGGAUUUG